Molecule: messenger RNA, 309 nt
Organism: Schistosoma bovis
Lineage: Eukaryota; Metazoa; Platyhelminthes; Trematoda; Strigeidida; Schistosomatidae
Source: the annotation of a GenBank genome assembly
AUGCAUAUAUGUAUAUGUAUAUUUAUAAAAGAACCAAUACUACAAUCUGAUCAACGUGUAGUUAUGGAAGCUGAAUCAGCUAGAUCACAAGAAAAUGAAGAAAUAAAAGAUGAGGAAAAUAUGUUAAAUACACCGAAAGUAAAUGAUGAAGAAAAUAUACAAUCGGAGAGGCAACAAUUUACAAACUCUGAUGAUAAAAUACAACAUGAAGAAAAUGAAUUAACUGAAAUCACUACUGAUACAAUGCCAAUAGGAGAAAGUGUAGAAAAAAAUGAAACAAGUACUUCUAGUUCAUCAGGUAAGAAAUAA